AUGCCUGCCUACAACUCCGUCUUCAACUCGGAGCCCAACCCGCGCCUCAUCGGCAACUUCCCGCUGCUCCCUCUGCGCACCAAGGUCCGCGGCCCGGCCUACACGCUCCCGCUCCCGAACCCGCCACUGCCCGCCGCCGAGUCGCCGGACCCGGACUCGGACAGCUACGACAUCCUCGACGAGGUCAUCUCGCUCUUCCGCGCCAACACCUUUUUCCGCAACUUUGAGAUCCAGGGCCCGGCGGACCGCCUCCUCAUCUACGGCAUCUGGUUCCUGAGCGACUGUCUCACGAAGAUCAAGCCCAAUGCCUCGGUGCGCGAUGCGCAAAAGGACGUCAUGAACCUGGCGCUGGAUCUGCACUUUGCGCUGCCGGGUGACCCUGCGUGGCCCCUGAACCAGAUGUACGAGCCGCCCCGCGACCGACAAGACGCCGAGCAGCUCCGCCAGUACAUGGCUCAGAUCCGACAGGAGCUCGCAGCGCGCAUACUCGCCCGCGUCUACGAGGAGGACGACGCCAAGCCCAGCAAGUGGUGGCUGAGCUUUACAAAGAGAAAGUUCAUGGGCAAGGCGUUGUAA
Akanthomyces muscarius is the source of this 576-nucleotide messenger RNA. RefSeq lists its product as uncharacterized. Gene Ontology annotation, molecular function: actin filament binding. The record is from RefSeq and is a predicted model, not a curated record. Gene Ontology annotation, cellular component: Arp2/3 protein complex; cytoskeleton. NCBI's taxonomy places the organism in Eukaryota, Fungi, Ascomycota, Sordariomycetes, Hypocreales, Cordycipitaceae. The coding region runs from base 1 to 576 and encodes 191 amino acids. The transcript has 3 exons. Gene Ontology annotation, biological process: Arp2/3 complex-mediated actin nucleation; regulation of actin filament polymerization.